Prorocentrum cordatum is the source of this 1528-nucleotide messenger RNA. NCBI's taxonomy places the organism in Eukaryota, Dinophyceae, Prorocentrales, Prorocentraceae. The record is from the annotation of a GenBank genome assembly.
GUCGACCUCAGCGCUGCGCUCAGCGCCCUGAUUCCGUCGCAGCCCGCCACCCCGUGCCCAUUCCCGGCCGGGCCGCCCCCCGGCGACUGGGGCAUCUUCCCGGGUGCGGCGGCGAAGGGCCGCGCGGUUUUGUCCCCGGCUGCGGCGGGGCCCCCUGAGCUGAGCCCGCCGCGCAGCCCGCCAACGAAGUGGAUCGGCGCUGGGCCAGAGUCCCCGCCGCCCCCGCCGCCGCCGCCGCCUCUGCCGCCGAAAGCGAGCGCGGCCGACGCCGCCUACACAGGGGCGGCGUCGCCAGCCACCCCGAAGGCCGCGGCGGCCUCGCCCCCGGCUAGCCCGCUGCCCGCGUCGCCGGGCCCGCCGCUUCUGAGCCCGCCGCCCCUUCCGCCGGGGUGGGAGUCCCGGCGUGACUCGGGCAGCGGCGCCUUGUAUUUUCAGCAUCGCAGCUCAGGUGGGCGCGCCCCAGCCGUGGCGGGCGCCGCAGGCGGGCCGACCGCGCACUUGGUCAAGGCGCCCCCGCCCAGUUCCUCUCCGCAGCCCGCUUCGAGCGCCCUGAAGGACCACGCCAGUGAGCUGGCAGCUUUGCGCCAAGAGCUCGAGCAGCUCCAAGUUGCCCGCGCGGGCUGGGAAGUGCUGGUCGGCGCGGGGGGUGGGAAAGCGUGGUUACACCGCGCUUCCGGCGUCGUGCGCCCAGACCAGCCCCCCGAACUUGUCCAGUACGCGGCGUGCGCCGCGCGGCUUCAGGAGCGCGUCCGAACGUGCGAGGAGGAGCGCGUCCGCGCAUGCGCGGCUGUGGCUACAGUAGUGCGGGGCGUCCGCGGGACCCUGCCGCCAACCCGGCCCGCGCCGCUGGCGUCGCCCCCGCGCGCGCUUCCGCCCGCCUUGUCGCCGCUGCUCUCGGUGCCUAUUGCCGCGCCACAGCACGCGCCGCAAUUGUCUUGCGCAGCUCCCUCGCCCCAUGCGGCGGGCCCCCCCGGGCCCCCCAGUGCGCUGCCGCUGCUUGACCCCGUUGGCUCGGCCGCGGCGGCGCCUGACCCGCGCCAGUUUGCCGCCCUCGGGAGCGAGGCUGAGCUCCGCGAGGCUGUCUCCGGCCGGCUGCACAAAGUCCGCGAGUCCUUCGGGCCAAAGCCCGGGGGCGGCCGCGCGAAGAUCGCGGUCUAUUUCGCCUCCCGCUGCCACUCGGAGGUUGACCUCCACAAUGCUGUCAUGGCGAUGGGGGUGGCGAUUUUGGCCGGCAUGCGCCGCGGCGGAGCGGGGAAACAGGUGACCGCAGUGCCCCCCUUCGCCCUUGGGACCGGUGACUUUUCACAGCCUGGCAUAGAUAUCACGUAUUCUAAUUCGCCCAAGCAGGUUUUGUCCAUCCAGCUGCAGAAUAAGAAGCAGGGUCGAAUUGUCAUGCACGCCACCCGCCCUCUCUUUGAAGAGCAUAUUGAGGAGCUCCUGCUUUUCUUCGGCCUCGUCACGGACAUCGAGGGCCCCGAGCCGACGGCCUCGGCGCAGGGGCUUCUUUCGGCGCCAGUGCAGCGCCUCA